Messenger RNA from Neodiprion virginianus, 1968 nucleotides. RefSeq names its product DNA fragmentation factor subunit beta (gene Drep4). The transcript is spliced from 6 exons. NCBI's taxonomy places the organism in Eukaryota, Metazoa, Arthropoda, Insecta, Hymenoptera, Diprionidae. The record is from RefSeq and is a predicted model, not a curated record. Gene Ontology annotation, molecular function: DNA endonuclease activity. The coding region runs from base 375 to 1748 and encodes 457 amino acids. Gene Ontology annotation, cellular component: cytoplasm; nucleus. Gene Ontology annotation, biological process: apoptotic process; apoptotic DNA fragmentation.
CUCCAGUCUCUCCUGGGCUCUCCUGGCGUCGCGGCGUCCGUCGCUCGUCGGCGGAUCCGUCGGAUCAUGAACUAGUCGAAGCCCCUCUUAAAUCCGGCAUCCGGUUCCGUUCGUCGCGUUCCGAAGAUCGUUUCAAAUUUCCGAUGUGAAAAAUACUCGGUACGAACGAUCCGCGGAGCGAUUAACAAGAGUCAGGUUUGGUUGGGACGCGUCUCGCAGGAAGCGAACAGCUGUUCGUAGUGCGUAUCGGGCCACGCGUCCGUCGUAUACUCGGCGUCGGUAAGCAGUUUCCUAACUUACCGAGCGGCUCGGUUUUUCCCCCAUUUCUUCCCGUUCUUCGCUACUUUCUCGAUCGGAACGCUGCGGGAAAGAACAUGUCCGUCAUCGUUGAUCGGCUCCGUCGCAUAAUGAAAGGCGAAGACUCUCGGCCGGUUAACGAUGAGAAAGAGAUCAAGGGAUACCGAGUGACAAAUGCCGAUCGCACUCGGAGAUUCGGAGUCGCUUGCAAGAAUUUUCAGGAGCUUAAAAGCAAGGCCUGCGCAAAGUUUAAUAUUUUAAACCCCGACGAGCGGGAUAGAGUGACGAUUUGUCUCGUCGACGGAUCGGUAAUCGACGACGAAUAUUUUCAAUCGGUAGAACCGCAGACUACCUUGAUACUGCAGCGACAUGGGGAGAAGUUUUUGUCAGAUGCUGACAUAUUAUACAACACGCUGCGUCAAGUCAAUCUCGAGUUCAUAACGACCGGCGAUGCGAUAUCGAGAUUUCUCACCGAGAAUCUAAAGUCGAAGAUCGCAGUUUUGAACAAGGCUCUGAACAAGAACAACGAAAAGACUAGACUCAGUUCGAGGGAGGAUCAUCCCGACUGGUUUAAGAAUUUGGAGACGACGGCCACAACUAAAGAGGCCUACAUGCACCGCAGAUGCCAGGACAGGAUCCGGUGUUACCUGUACAAAACGAUCGAUCAAAUAAAGACUUCGGACGUAUAUUCGAAGAACGAAUCGGCAAGGCGUCGUCUGUUGCACGUGAUGACGUAUUUCAAGCUCCAACUGAAGGAGGAUCACUGUUUCGGUUUUUACUUUGACCGAAGUUACGCAAGAGGGGCGAGAAAUCGGUUGGAGAUCGGCCGAUCGAUCGGCGAAAAAGAAGAAGAAGAAGCAGAAAAACCUGCGAAUUUGAGUUCGGACGAGGCGGAUUUCAGCGCCUCGGUUUUUUCCUGCCACCAUUUUCACUGUCCGUGCAAAAUCGGCGCUGCCUCUGCAGGUUUCUGGUCGCCAUGGAACAGCAACCGAUUUCUCGCGGAAUUUUUCCCGGAGGAAAACGAUACCGACGAGACGGACGCCAGACGAAUAUCUCCCGUUAAAAAAACAACCGCUAACGAUAAAUCUGCCGAUUUAUGUCCCUACGAAAUCGGCAAAAACGACGAAACGGUGCCGCGAUUCGCGCUCUGUAAUUCUGACGGUGAAUUCAGAUGCGACGGCGUCUGGAGCGCCGAUCGUUGUGCUUACGCCGAUAGGCACACCAUCAAUCCUUACCGAUCAUACGAGGAACUGGUUCUCUUUUCGACGUGGAAUUUCGACCACAGGAUCGAGAGAUCGCGAACUCUGAUACCGAACCUGUUGCGAGCGUCUGAGGAGAAGGCGAUAAGUCGUGAGGAUCUAGUUCACCUCUACGAGAAUAUAUUCACGGUGAAAAAUCUACGACUGGUGCACAUAGUUUGUCACGAUAAGGGAGCCCACAGAGUUCAAUGAGCGAUGAGGCGUCGAGAGUAUUAAUAAUAUGCAAGAAGGUCGGAGAGUUUGAUCGAUAAAAACUCGGGCUUGAAUGAUGCGUAUAAGUAAAGUUUACAGAUUACAUAAUCCUGUCUUCUCAACGCGAACCGUUGCAACAAAUUACAGCGUUGUAUGUAUAUAUAUAUAUAUAUAUAUAUAUAUAUAUAUAUAUAUAUAUGUAUAUAUUAGGGUGUUUUGG